Messenger RNA from Henningerozyma blattae CBS 6284, 594 nucleotides. RefSeq lists its product as uncharacterized. The record is from RefSeq and is a predicted model, not a curated record. Lineage: Eukaryota; Fungi; Ascomycota; Saccharomycetes; Saccharomycetales; Saccharomycetaceae. The transcript has a single exon. The coding region runs from base 1 to 594 and encodes 197 amino acids.
AUGUCAAUACAAGAAAAUAAAAUAAAUCAAGAUUAUAUUUCUGAUUCUGAACUCGAAACUCUUACUAUCGAAGUCAACAAGAAAGAGGAAAAAAUCAUCAAUACGUUUAAACAAUUACAUCGUAUCUUUGAUAUGACUGUAAUUUUUUCCAUUGGCAGUAAAACACUUUUAUUAUGUUUAUGUAAUAGUAAGUUGGAAUCCUUCCAUUGGAAAUUUCUAAAAUAUAUGCUUUUCAGCUUCUGUUAUCUAAAUAAUAGUAUUAUUAUGACAUUUACAUAUUUCAUUUGCCAUGCAAAGGAUAGAGUUUCCACAAGAUUUAAUCAUUACGAAGAUGAUUCAGAAAUCGCACCUUUAUUAAAAGAUGAGAAAAUUAAAAGAAAGAAGUUUUGGUAUACUUUUUAUUUGGUUUGUGGAUUAACAUUUAUUUCAUAUUCUUGUUUAUUCACAAAUCUAAUAUUACUAGUUUCCAAUUCAAUUCCAAUUGAUUCUGAUGCCUAUAGAAAAGUGCCAAUUAUUGUUUUGUCUGUAAUUUUAGGUGUAUAUCAAUUAAUCUUCUCCCUAGUUUACAGAAGGUUUACCAAGACAAUCUUAUAG